This is a messenger RNA of Lontra canadensis (Northern American river otter), 651 nucleotides long. RefSeq names its product glutathione S-transferase-like. Gene Ontology annotation, molecular function: glutathione transferase activity. The record is from RefSeq and is a predicted model, not a curated record. NCBI's taxonomy places the organism in Eukaryota, Metazoa, Chordata, Mammalia, Carnivora, Mustelidae. Gene Ontology annotation, biological process: glutathione metabolic process; xenobiotic metabolic process. The transcript is spliced from 6 exons.
AGGAAAAGGAUUGGAAAGCUAGAAGGUCAUCACAUGCUACAGGAGGAAAAGCUGGAAGCCUUAAGCAUGGCAGGGAAACCCAAGCUUCACUACUUCAAUGGCCGAGGCCGAAUGGAGUCCAUCCGGUGGCUCUUGGCUGCAGCAGGAGUAGAGUUUGAAGAAGAACUUUUUGAAACACGUGAAGAAUUUGAGAGAUUAAUCCAAGGUGGAACCCUGAUGUAUGAACAAGUGCCCAUGGUCCAAAUCGAUGGAAUGAAUUUGGUAGAAACCAGAGCUAUCCUACGAUACCUAGCUGCAAAAUGCAACUUGUACGGAAGGAACCUACAGGAACAAGCCUGGAUUGACAUGUAUGUAGAGGGCUUGAGAGACCUGAGCGACAUGAUUAUGUUCUUUCCACUCUCCCUGCCUGGAGAAAAGGAGAUGAAUCUUGAAUACAUCCUUGAAAAAGCCACUACAAGAUUCUUCCCUAUGAGAAGGUAAGAAUUCAAGGCCAGAAUCAGCUACAUUCCCACAAUUCACAAAUUUCUGCAGCCUGGAAGCCAAAGGAAGCCUCCACUAGAUGAAGUUUCCAUUGAGACCGUGAAGAACAUCUUCAAAUUUGAAUGUGGCAUGUUUCUCAAAAACAUGGGCACUAUAGUAGCCAAGUAUUAG